GUUGAUUGGAAGAUUAGAGACGUUCUUCUUGGUCGAAGUGUUACGCGAUAUCGAGUGGUUGAAAGUCAUAUUUUACAUAGAAAUUUCCGAUUUUUAAAAACGAAAAAAUGUUGCGUACACUUUCCCGAUGCAGUGAACUGCCAAUUGUGGCUAAACAAAUCCAAAAAAAUGCUGCCCAGGCUGGUGCACAAAAAUCGAACAAAUACGCAACCGAGGCGACCGUACAAGUACAUCGCCCAUUCAAGCUACAUAGACUCGAAAAAGGUCCCGAAACGAGUGUCACUUUAACCAAAGAAGAUGCAACCAAAUACUACACGCAAAUGCAGACUAUUCGUCGCAUUGAAACUGCCGCCGGUAAUUUGUACAAGGAGAAGAUUAUUCGUGGUUUCUGUCAUUUGUACUCCGGCCAGGAGGCAUGUGCUGUAGGCAUGAAAGCUGCCAUGCGCCAGCAGGAUAACAUCAUUUCAGCUUAUCGCGUGCACGGUUGGACCUACUUGAUGGGCGUUCCACCAGUAGGUGUGCUAGCUGAGUUGACUGGUCGCCAGAGCGGUUGUGCUUUGGGAAAAGGUGGCUCUAUGCAUAUGUAUGCGCCGAACUUCUAUGGUGGCAAUGGUAUUGUGGGUGCGCAGGUACCUCUGGGCACUGGUGUUGCGCUCGCUUGCAAAUACAAGGGCAAUGGCGGCGUUUGCCUAGCGCUGUACGGUGAUGGUGCUGCCAAUCAGGGUCAAGUGUUCGAGUCCUAUAAUAUGGCGGCAUUGUGGAAAUUACCAGCUAUUUUCGUUUGUGAAAAUAAUAACUACGCUAUGGGUACCAGUACAGAACGUGGCUCCUCGAACACGGACUACUACACACGUGGUGAUGUAGUACCCGGUAUUUGGGUUGAUGGUAUGGACAUUUUAGCUGUUCGCAGUGCUACCGAGUUCGCCAUCGAAUAUGUGAAUAAAGUGGGUCCCAUUGUGUUGGAAACGAAUACCUAUCGUUAUUCGGGCCACUCAAUGUCCGAUCCCGGCACCAGCUAUCGUACACGUGAGGAAAUACAAGAAGUUCGCCAGAAACGUGAUCCCAUAACAUCGUUCAAAGAAUUGUGCAUUGAAAUGGGACUCAUGACGGCGGAUGAGAUCAAGGAAAUCGACACUAAAGUGCGUAAGGAAAUCGAUGAAGCAACACAAAUUGCUAAGAACGACAAAGAGCUGCCGCCAACCGCUUUGUGGACUGAUGUUUACUCCAACAAUCUGGAACCGAAGAUACGCGGCCUUACCUCAUAUAAUAUUACGCAUGUGUCGCAACGCAAAGGCGUUAACCACUAAGCCAUCAGCAUUUGUAAUAGCAGAAUAUCGAAAACGACAGAAACAAGCAAACAGUCAAAUGUCUGCUUAUAGGUUGCAAUUAAAAAUUGUGUAGCGUAAUCUAGCAAAAUUACUCAAAUUAUUCUCAAAACACAACAAUUCUCAGCAAAAACUGGUAUAUAAAUAUUAAAUUAGGAGAAUCAUGCUUUUCAUAGUACAGUGAAAUAAAAUGCGAUAUUCUAGUAAAACUAUUUUUUAUUUUUUUUUAAUAUUUAUUUGUUGAAAACACCAGAUUUAAAAGUAAUUAAUUUUUUUUUUAAAUAUUUUUUUUUUGUUGAAAAUACCAGAUUUACGCAGAAAAUAGAGCUAAAGUAAUUCGCUUUGUUUUAAUAUUUUGUUUGUAAAUACAAAAGACAACAACCACUAACAUCAUUAUCUAUUUAUAUACUUUAAAUACCAAUCAAAUGAGCGAAAUCACGUUCAUGAAGGAAUAAUUUAAGCAAGUGUCAGCGUAGCCAUUAUUGAGAAAAUGUUCAUUAUAAUUGAAAUACUUAAAUUGAUAAAAGUAAAAAACUAAAAUGUAUAUAAAAA
Messenger RNA from Anastrepha obliqua, 1877 nucleotides. RefSeq names its product probable pyruvate dehydrogenase E1 component subunit alpha, mitochondrial. Gene Ontology annotation, cellular component: intracellular membrane-bounded organelle. The coding region runs from base 108 to 1307 and encodes 399 amino acids. The record is from RefSeq and is a predicted model, not a curated record. NCBI's taxonomy places the organism in Eukaryota, Metazoa, Arthropoda, Insecta, Diptera, Tephritidae. The transcript has 6 exons. Gene Ontology annotation, biological process: pyruvate decarboxylation to acetyl-CoA. Gene Ontology annotation, molecular function: pyruvate dehydrogenase (acetyl-transferring) activity.